AUGUCUGGAGAGUAUCAAGGAUCCCAAGCAUAUGGUGCCCAACCUGCAGGUAACGAAUCAGUGAACCGAAAUACUGGUUCUGUUGUAUAUUCCAAGCCUCUGGUCGACCUUCGGGGAAUCACACCUGCCAUCGACUGUGCCUUGAAUCUUACUUAUUCAGCUGGCCAGAGCAAGAGUUUUGGGCUCCCUGAGAAUUGGACUUUUAGCUUCCCUUUUCUCAUUCCUGGGAAGAGCGUCACCACACAACAGCGCACGUAUAUCAUUGAUCCAAAUUGGGCGGAUGAAACUGGGUACCAAUCUGGACUCAAGUAUAUCAACGACCAUGGUAUCAAGCUUGAGAACGUUGUCCCCAGUCAACCAUUGCCAUCCGGCCGUCCUGGUCAAUAUGCGUGGCGGUUCCAGAUGACUGACGGCACACUCGAUUACUACGAUGACACAGGAAAAGUCCUUGAGCACGACGAUCUUUUCGGGAAUUCAGUAUAUUAUAGUUACGUUGAUCCUCAAGCGAGCCCUAGUACUGCUCUCGUUGAUUAUAUUCUGGAUUCAUGGGGCCAGAAGGUCCAGUUUGGGUAUCAAAGCGGAGAAUAUCUCCAAAUUACAACUCCAGACGGCGGGCAGUGGCAAGUAAACUUUUCGGACCAGGGCGUUGAGAAUGUCGUCGAUCCCAUCGGCAAUCUUACUUCUUUCACAUACGUUGAAGCUGCAUCCGCACUCUCCUUGUCCACAAUUCGACAUCCAACCGCUCUGACAAGUCGAUUCGAAUAUCAGACACUCUACUAUUAUGACGUCAAUGGCAAUCAGUGCUCGCUCGCCGCCGUUCAAGACCAUUAUCGAAUGGACGAUACGGGUGACAUACUGAGUCAAACGAACUACAGAUUUGGCGAAGCAACGAGUGGAUGCACCUACACUGGAUACACCUCAGGUUACAGGAUCGGUGGGCUCACAGAUUCUUUGAUCGACGGAAAUGACGAUAAUUACCGAUACGAUACUCUGAUCUCAAAUCUUGAUGCUGCUGGUAACAUCCUUUCAGCAACUCGCGUUCUAUUCAAUUACUUGCACUUGCCAAUGCAAGAAUUCCACUACGGAGUUGACCAGAACUCUCAGUUGAUCGAGUCGUAUCAAGCCCGAUAUACCUACUAUAUCGCGAUAGACCAGCAUGCCCGUAGCACAAAUUACAUGUACCCAACCGUCACCGAGCAGCUGCAUUACAACCGAACCACAAAUCCCCCAGCUUACCAGGGCUUGCGACGAUCAUCUGCAACGUACGAUAAGUAUGGAUGCAUGCUACAGAACAUAGAAGAGAUCUGGGAUCCUGCCAAGCAAGAUUAUGUGAAGCAGAAAAGUACGCAAAGUAACUAUGUCAGAGCAAACUGGGGGGGAGAGAUGCUGCAAGACGAGACUUUCAUCGAUGAGGUAUCUGGCUUCCAUAGGAAAGUCUUGUACACUCUUACCGAUGAUCAGAAACAGAUUCAAUCCUCAAUCACUCAAUACCAAGAAAGUGGAGGUCAGAUACAACCCUGGAAGACCAAAUCCAUGCGGUACGAUACAAAUGGUAGAAUCACCUCCGAGACAAUUUCUUGGUCAUCUGGUGUUCGUAUCCCAGCAGGGACCGUAACUUCAUAUACCAACCAGAACAUCUAUCGGUAUGAUAAUGAUGGUUUUAACAUUGUCACUGCAACGGACGCACAAGGGCAUGCCACGAUCACGAAGUAUGACAUGAAAAGCAUACAAGGGCCGACAGUGUGGAAACAACUUCCACUCGGUCAGACUGAAACCUUCUCGUAUGAUUUGCUGGGCCGAUGUAUCCAGCAUACCGAUCCUUUCGGAAACCAGACAACCACCAGUUAUACUUUGGGUACUGGUGGAAAUACGGUGACCUCAACCAGCCCAUCAGGAUACGUGACAAGAGAGACAUUUGAUGUCCUUGGCCGAAAAAUCGAGAUGCGAGACAAUGGCGUCCCGUCACAGCAGUCCUCAGACCCGACCCGUGUGCUCUCGCGCGUAUCAUACAAUUCACUCUCACUGAUGGUUUCGGCUAUGGAUGAGUUGGGGCUCGUAACAACGUACAACGCUUACGAUGCUUUCAAUCGUGUGCUAUCAGUCACGGACCCCCAAGGCAACGUCCAAACAAAUGUUUACGACGACAGCAGAUUGAGCACGAGUCAUAGCAUCAACGGAGACCUUCGAGGAACAGCUCAAUUGGAUGGAUAUGGAAGGAAUGUGUUUACGACCAGCUACGCAGACUCCGGAGACACAAGUAUCCACUACUCACUUGGAAAGUCGUACACAUACGAUGGUUCUGGGAACGUCAUCCAAUCCAGCCUAUUGGAAAUUCCCACGAAUGGUCAGCCAAUCUUACUGGAGACAACUAACUCGACUUUUAAUGUCGAGAAUAGUAUCUCGAGACGACUAACGAGCGGCAAAAACGAUAUGACAGAUAACGCCUAUGACACUGUUCAGCGAGAUGUCGUUUACGACAUCUUUGGUUCAAGCUACACGCAAACCAAAACAGUGCAGUAUUACAACGCACUACCAACGGAGCAUCCUGGCGCUAUAAAUAUUCGAGACAACUGUAAUCUGUUGACUACAUACAGAAACCAGAUGGCCCAGGAAGAAAAAUAUGCAUAUGAUGCAAAUGGAAAUAUGACUACCCUCACCCGUUUCGAUGGAAGUCAAGUUUUCUACACAGCUGAUGCACUCGGAAGACUAACGAGUGUCACGGGUUCCUCUCAGAACUUGAGUAAGAGUUACUUUGAAAACGGCAGGGUAUCUCAGAUAUCGACCGACGUUGGAAAGACAGACUACAAAUACGCGUUGGACGGUUGCGCUGUUGCAGUUACGUAUUCGGAUACUGCCCAACAGACCUACCAAUUGGACCAGUACUCUCGUGUUUUCCAGGACUCAGACGCUCUACAGACGGUGUACCAAAACUCAUUCGAUGAACAAGGCCGCAUUUCAUCACGAAAAUCAACAACCAAUACUAUUACCUUCAGUUAUGGUGUAGUGAACCAUACGAAAGGAGAGCUGAUUGGCAAUGAGAUCCACGGAAGUCAGACCAUCAAGAAGGACCUGUCAUAUGAUGGUUUUGGCCGGGUAAAUCGUCUUGUGGUUACCCAAAGCCAGUCGCAGAAAACGCUACUGGAUGUGAACUACACGUAUAACAGCAAAGGCAAACUACAAGAGGUGGUUGUGUCCUCAGAAGCCCUUCCAUCCGUUCCUGAAUCUAACUAUCGGAGAGAGCUUUUGUAUGACGGGCUGGGCCAGCUAAGACAGGACACCACUGUGUACACGAACACCAAUGUGUCGACUACGAGAGAAUAUCUAUAUGAUGGAAAUUCUAACAUUCUCUCAAUUACAGUGGAUGGCAAAACAAUGAACAGAAGUUACAACUCAAUUGAUCAGCGAACCGAUCCUGGAUUCCAAUACGACCUCAAUGGGCGACAAAUUUCAGAUGACACGGGAAGGCGAUACAGCUACGCUUCUGAUGACCAGCUUCUCAUGGUCACCAACCAGCAAGCUCAGGUUUCGUUUGGAUACCAUGCCAAUGGUGCAUUAUCUUCACAAGACUCUUCGUUAGGUCAGACCACUUUUUACUAUGAUAGUGGAAGUGUCAACGCCACCGAAACGAAAGGUGCUCAACCUUCGGGUGCGUCAUACCUUCUCGCCUCAGGCAGUCGUGUUGCAGCCCAAUCUGCAGAUGGCUCAAGUCCGAGUACCUAUUUCAUCGAGAGUCAAGGCUCGAUUGCACUCAAAAUGGCCGGAGCAGGUGACACAUCCUCCUACUACGAAGCGUAUGGUGCUAAGAUUGAGAGUUCAACCUCUCCUACUGCCACACCAGCUUAUGAAUUUGGCUUCCAACAAGAACUCACUGAUACAAUGAGCGGACUUGUAUACCUACGUUCACGCUGGUACCAGCCCACCCAAGGCUCUUUCAUCACAAUGGAUAGCUCCCACAAAGAGAAUCGGUAUGCAUUCUGCUCAGGAGAUCCGGUCAACUUGUUCGACGGCACAGGUCAUUCAGCAACAGGGGCUAUGAUCGCAGGGCUCGUCGUGGGUAUUGCCGCGACAGUCGUUGCGGGAGUCCUCACUGGCGGCGCCGCAGCAGCAGUCUUCGGCCCUGAAUGCAUUUCAGCAAGCAUUGCGGCUGGAGCGGUUUCUGGGGCUGCUGGUAGUGUCGCUGGAGACGGAACGCAGGCUGCUAUCAAUGGAGAGAAAUUCACAGCCGCACGGGCAGGAAUAGAUCUUGCUUCAGGGUUCAUUGGUGGAGCUGUAGGAGCUGGGUCAGGUGGUACGGCGGGCAGAGCGGCUAUGGCGUCUGCUUUCGAAGCUGGCUGGAGUCAACGUGCUGUCACAGCUGUAGGAACCGCUGUGUCGGGGACAAUAGGAGGAGCAAGUGGAAGUUUUGCCAGCGGGGAGACGGCGGCUCUUUUGACUGGACAGCCACUGUUCAGCUCUGAUACAGCUCUUGCUCUGGUGACAGGUGCAGUGACAGGACUCGGGGGUGGUAUCCUGGAAAGCGGAAGCUACCUGGGCAUCACUGACAAUCGAAUAAUGCCCGUGGCGGUUCGUAGUGCUGAGGUUCAGGGCAGCACGGCGAAAUUUGAGAUCGCCAACCCAACCCCACGUCGUCCUGGGGGGAUUCUUCACUCUUUGACUCCGCAGGCAGAAACCAAUAGGGAUGAUUUGUGGUUUCAAGCCCGAAAUCGGCCGGCCUCAGAUGCUUUAAGGAUACCAGGUCAUGCUGACCCAUAUGAUACUGUGGUCGCUCACGGCUCUGGCAACACAGUCUUUCCGAACAUGACAACCACGGUCAAGGGAACUGAUGUGACUUAUCUGAGGCCGAUGAAAGGUAAGCUUUUCGCACAGCAUCUAGUUGAUGAUGGCUGGGUGAGUGGUUUCAGGACCGGCCCCAUCAAGUUGACUGUCUGCUUUGGUGGUUGGUCCAAUGCGCAAUUGAUUGCGGAUGCGUUGCAGAGGGAUGUUUGGGCAAGUUACGGCACAGUGGUGAUGAGUGGGGAGGGUUCGAAUUGGAGGCUUUUCACACCUCGGCCCGUGGGUUGA
Molecule: messenger RNA, 5061 nt
Organism: Cadophora gregata
Lineage: Eukaryota; Fungi; Ascomycota; Leotiomycetes; Helotiales; Ploettnerulaceae
Exons: 5
Coding region: 1-5061 (1686 amino acids)
Source: RefSeq, a predicted model, not a curated record